Molecule: messenger RNA, 2477 nt
Organism: Seriola aureovittata
Lineage: Eukaryota; Metazoa; Chordata; Actinopteri; Carangiformes; Carangidae
Gene: aldh3a2b
Product: aldehyde dehydrogenase 3 family, member A2b
Exons: 11
Coding region: 136-1605 (489 amino acids)
Biological process (GO): aldehyde metabolic process
Cellular component (GO): cytoplasm
Molecular function (GO): aldehyde dehydrogenase (NAD+) activity
Source: RefSeq, a predicted model, not a curated record
GGGGGUGUGACCUAACGGGGAAGGAGAGCUGUGCUUUUCUGCCGCUGUCAUUGUUCAGCUUCUUUGCGGCCGGUUAUCUCACCGUCCAUACCCAGAGGGAUCUUCAGGAAUCAACCGCAACUGAAAUUAUUCAGGAUGUCCAGCGAGCAGCAGGCCGUGGCUCGUGCCAGGAAAGCCUUUGAAACAGGCAGGUCCAAAUCUUUAGAGCACCGCAUCCGCCAGCUGAAGAACUUACAGCGGUUAUUCACUGAGAGACAGAAAGAGAUUUCAGAUGCCAUCAAGAAAGACCUCAAUAAGAGCGAGGUGGGAACCCAGCUGUACGAGACUCUGGGUCUAGAGGGGGAGAUCAGCCUGGCAAUCAAGAAGCUGAAGGAGUGGGCAGCCCCUCGAACCGUGGAGAAGAACCUGCUGACCCUCUCGGACACCGUCUACAUCAAGCCGGAGCCGCUGGGAGUGGUGCUGAUCAUCGGGGCCUGGAACUACCCCUGGGCUGUCACCAUCCAGCCGCUCAUCGGAGCCAUCGCCGCUGGUAAUGCAGCUGUGAUCAAGCCCUCUGAGGUGUGUGUCCACACCGCAAAGGUCAUGGAGGACCUGCUGCCAGUUUACAUCGACAAAGAGCUUUACCCUGUAGUGACCGGAGGAGUGUCGGAAACCCAGGAGCUGCUGCGCCAGCGGUUCGAUCACAUCUUCUACACCGGCAACAGCAUGGUGGGCAAACUGAUCAUGGAGGCCGCCGCCAAGCACCUGACGCCUGUCACCCUGGAGCUGGGCGGGAAGAGCCCCUGCUACAUCGACAAGAACUGUGACAUAAGCGUAGCCUGCAGACGUGUCGCCUGGGGAAAAUACACUAACUGUGGUCAGACCUGCAUCGCCCCAGACUUCAUCCUUUGCGAGCCCAGCAUCCAGGACCAGGUCAUCGAAGAGGUCACGAAAUCUAUUAAGGAAUUCUACACAGACAACCCAAAGACCUGCCCCGACUAUGGACGCAUCAUCAACCAGCGCCACUUCAAGAGGAUAAUGACCAUGUUGGACGACAGCACCAUCGCUGUAGGAGGAGACAAUGACGAGUCAGACUGCUACAUAGCCCCCACAGUUCUGCGUGACGUGAAGCCAGAGGCCAAGGUGAUGCAGGAGGAGAUAUUUGGACCUCUGCUCCCCAUCCUGUCGGUCAGCGGCCUGGACGAAGCGAUCAAGUUUAUCAAUAAGGGAGAGAAACCUCUGGCCCUCUACGUCUUCACACCUAAUGACAAGGUGAUCAAGAGAAUGGUAGAUGAGACCUCCAGCGGAGGACUGCUGGCCAACGACUGUCUUGUCCACUAUUCUGUCAGCUCUCUGCCUUUUGGAGGAGUGGGAAACAGUGGUAUGGGUUGCUACCACGGCAAGUUCAGCUUUGACCAGCUGAGCCACCAGCGGAGUUGUCUCAUCAAAAAGCUGAAUAUGGAGGGGGUGAACAGCAUGCGGUAUCCGCCUCACACACCCAAGAAACUGGGCUGGGCUCGCUUCUUCAUCCUGAACAACGUAGACCUGGGCUGGAUUGGGCGGAUGGCGCUCUUAGCCGUCCUGGCUGUGGUGGCUGCUGUUGUGCUACAGAAUUAUCUCCUUUAAAGACGUCCUGCUGCUUUCCGGACAACAAAUCUGUUGUUUCCUCGACCCUUUGGACCAGAGAGUUUUCUGUAUAAUCAACUCAACAUCUGCACGCACCGCUGGAAUACUUCGGCUGUUGCCUUAAUAUAUCUUACUUUUCAGUAAUGGCGCCUGAAGUUUCAUGUAGCUCACUGUAGAGAGAAACUUUAUUUUUUAAUGAAGGUAAUUAUUUAUUUCCAUCAGAGGCUCUUAUGUUCUAUUUUAACCUUUUAGAUCAGCUGGGCACAAACAGUGUAAACAUACGUUAGAAUAUCCAAUCCAAUGAUUUUAAAUGAAGUACUGCUACUACUGCUACUGUAUGACUUACAGUAUGAUGUGAGGUUUUUUCACUUUACUGUGAUAUGAACAAUACUUUCCUAACAGUUAGUAAAAUUUCACUAACCUGUAAUUUUUUUUAUCAUAAUGCAAAAGUUUUUACUGUGUAGGAAUUUACCUACAGUUCAUUUUGAGUCUGUUCCAUUUCAAUGAUGGAUGAGCCGUUAACUUAACAUUCAGCAUGAUGGUUCUUGAUCAUUUCAGCCAAUAGUGCAGCUUUGUUUCUGUUUUGUUUUGUUUCAGUGUUUGUCUGUGCACUGACAGCAGAGAAGAAGAAGAAACGUUAGUGUUGGAUCACAGAGUUAUGAGUCGUAUAACAACCUGUUAGAACCAAACGGGACCAUAUGAAGCACGUUUUUAUGUCAUUUUCCUAAAACACCAAAUGCCUGUAUAUUUAAGUAACUGACAACCAGUUAAACCAGUUAUUCCAUUUAAAUUUUAAGAGAUUUCUAGUUAACAGUUGAAUAAAUAUACAUGUAUAUUGGAAUAAUAUUGAAAUAAAUAUAUUUCUACAUGUA